This is a messenger RNA of Centruroides sculpturatus (bark scorpion), 435 nucleotides long. RefSeq lists its product as uncharacterized. NCBI's taxonomy places the organism in Eukaryota, Metazoa, Arthropoda, Arachnida, Scorpiones, Buthidae. The transcript has a single exon. The record is from RefSeq and is a predicted model, not a curated record. Gene Ontology annotation, molecular function: nucleic acid binding; RNA-DNA hybrid ribonuclease activity. Bases 1 to 435 code for a protein of 144 amino acids.
AUGGACGAACUCAACAAUAACCAAAGCAACCUCAUUUACUUUUCCUGGACCCGCGCCCAUCAACGUGUAACAGGAAAUGAGGAAUCAGAUGUGUUGGCAAAGGAGGCAGCCGCUUCUCCAGCCACACCAAGCUUCGAUGACAUCCCAACCGUUGCUAUCAAGGAUCUUAGUAGAGAAACACUCAUCCACAUGUGGCAGAGAGAACGGGAAGAUGCGGACACCGACAAGACUACCUUCAAGUUCCUACCUAACAUUCCCACCCGUCUCUCUCUCAACCACAUAUCUAGCAACUACUUCAUCAGCCAACUCAUUACUGGCCAUGGGAACUUUCGCCAGUACCUCAAUAGAUUCCACCACAGCGAUAUCCCCUUCUCCCAGUGCGACAGCGGUGCUAUAGAGGAUCCUCAGCACUUCAUCUUCGAGUGCAACCUCUAG